CCAUUUCUGGUAUGUCGAGUAAUGCAAGUUGGUGACGUUGAAUAAUCACAGCUCAUGACAUGUGAAAACUUUGGAUGAUAAAUGUGUGCGGAUGUGCACCUAAGUAGUUGAACAUGGCUGUUUGUCUACUUGUCUCUUUCAGUCGGUAAUAGAAAACAUUUUUCCUGUGUUUUUUCCGAUUGGUAACAUUGCAUACUUUUGCACGGCAUUGAUCAUAUCUCUAUUAACAUGUCCUCUCACUAAUUUACGCUAUUUGAAUAGUUUGACAAGAUUUUUUUUUUUGACAAUAAUUUUCUACAAACCUAAUACACUGCCGAGCAAUUCACUGGACCAAAACCUAGAGUUAAAUAUAAAGUCCCCGAAAAGUUCUUACCCAUGUAAAACUGAAUCUAUGAAAACUAGCUAUAUCCUGGUACCAAAUACAUAUGUAAAAAGGCAUUAUUAAGCAGUGUGUAAGCUCACGGGCGCAAUUAUAAAGCCAUGACUUUAUUGGGAAAACAUCACUUUCUACUACAAUUACGCAGCUUGUUCUCUCAAAAUUGCGUACUAUAAUUACUCUCUCUCUCUCUCUCUCUCUUAAUAUAUAGAGAGAUGUGGAGUGAAACAAAAAGAGAAACAUAGCAGCAUAUAUAAAAGCUUAAAAGAGAAGAAAAAAGAAUGGAGAGGGAAAAAGAAAUAGGAGAAGGAAGCUCAUUGUCGUUGAGGGAAAAACGAAACCUCAGGGAGAAAGAGCGACGAAUGCGUAUGAAAGAUCUAUUCUGUUUACUCUCUUCCCAUGUUUCUCCCACUCGUAGGUUACCAGUGCCCCAACUUAUAGAUCAAGCGACAUCGUACAUGAUCCAGUUGAAAGAGAAAGUAACGUAUUUAAAGGAGAAGAAAAAAACAUUGCUAGAAGGAGAAGUCGGGUGUCGCUCAGAACGAUCGUCGUCGUCUCUUUUGCCAAAACUCAGUAUCCAUUCACGGGGUUCGAUCAUAGAGAUGAACCUGAUUAUCAGUGUUAACAUGAAAAGAUUAACGUUACACGAGCUCUUGGGAGUUUUUGAAGAAGAAGGAGCUCAAGUUAUGAGUGCUAAUCUCCAGAACUUGAAUGAUAGGACCGCUUAUACAAUCAUCGCCCAGGCAAUCAUAUCACGGAUCGGCAUUGAUCCAUCAAGAAUAGAAAAGAGAGCAAGGGAUAUCAUCUUUUAAUAUGUUUUUCCCAAGUCAUUGAUAAAAGGAAACACAAGAUUUCAAAGUUCAAAUUCGAAAGUUUACUAUUCAUAAUUAUAAGUUUGUUUUAAACCGAACUUGUUGGGAAAGAUAUUGUCGACGACCCUGCAUACAUUAAUAUCCCGAUGGUUUAUAUGAAACUGAAAUAUGAUGCAGCCUAGAAGUAGAAUAACUAUGCAUUGUUUUUCUCCUUUUUUGGCUGACAUCGAAUAA
Brassica napus (rape) is the source of this 1422-nucleotide messenger RNA. Its product is annotated as transcription factor bHLH167-like. Gene Ontology annotation, biological process: regulation of transcription by RNA polymerase II. The record is from RefSeq and is a predicted model, not a curated record. Gene Ontology annotation, cellular component: RNA polymerase II transcription regulator complex. The transcript is spliced from 3 exons. Gene Ontology annotation, molecular function: protein dimerization activity; RNA polymerase II transcription regulatory region sequence-specific DNA binding; DNA-binding transcription factor activity, RNA polymerase II-specific. The coding region runs from base 658 to 1188 and encodes 176 amino acids. Lineage: Eukaryota; Viridiplantae; Streptophyta; Magnoliopsida; Brassicales; Brassicaceae.